Messenger RNA from Iphiclides podalirius (scarce swallowtail), 261 nucleotides. The record is from the annotation of a GenBank genome assembly. Lineage: Eukaryota; Metazoa; Arthropoda; Insecta; Lepidoptera; Papilionidae.
AUGAGCGCCCGUGCCCUAUAUCCGUGGAUGUCGCGGGGUCGAGAUGGCCGCGGGGCGAAGUCACGCACAGCCACCCACUCGAUAAAUAUUCCGGGCGUACGUCCGUUUCCGCGCGGACGUGACGCGGCGCUCGCUGCCCGAUCUUCACGUACGGAACGCGCGGGCGAUUAUCGGAAACGUUCGCGCGCGUCCCCCUCUAUCCGCUACGGACGUGCAACUGAGAGCGGGCACGCGCCAAACGCGACUCUAUCACGCUCGGGC